This is a messenger RNA of Peromyscus leucopus (white-footed mouse), 10564 nucleotides long. RefSeq names its product insulin like growth factor 1 receptor (gene Igf1r). Gene Ontology annotation, cellular component: insulin receptor complex; axon; membrane. The coding region runs from base 478 to 4593 and encodes 1371 amino acids. Gene Ontology annotation, molecular function: phosphatidylinositol 3-kinase binding; insulin receptor substrate binding; insulin receptor activity. The record is from RefSeq and is a predicted model, not a curated record. NCBI's taxonomy places the organism in Eukaryota, Metazoa, Chordata, Mammalia, Rodentia, Cricetidae. Gene Ontology annotation, biological process: multicellular organism development; glucose homeostasis; positive regulation of phosphatidylinositol 3-kinase/protein kinase B signal transduction. The transcript is spliced from 21 exons.
CCCGGGACUUCGGACCAGUCUCGCCAACUGCGUCGCGCUCUCCCGCCGCGGAGGCUUGGGCGGUCGCUCCCUCCGGGCAUCGGGGGGCGUUUGUCCUCGCCGGCGGCGAUUUGGGCUUCGCUCCUCUUUCCGUACAGUUUUUCCCCCUCUUCUGCAUCUCUGGGUUUGCAAAUGGAGGCCGACGACGCCGACAGCCCGCCCCGGCGCGCCCCGGUUUCCCGACUCCGCCGCGCCGUGGGCCGCUGCUGCCGGCGCUGAGGGGCCGCCUCGCGCCACCCUCCCCUUUCCACGCCGCCCUCCGAGGAUCGUCGCCUGCGCUCUUGUUUUUGGACGAGAGUGAGGACUGAGUUGGAGACUUUUUUUUUCCCCUUUUCCUUUUUGUUCUAUUUUCUUUUUCUUUUCCUUUUUUCUUUGUUUUUGUUUUUUUUUUUAAUAUUUUUUUUUUGAGAAAAGGGAAUUUCGUCCCAAAUAAAAGGAAUGAAGUCUGGCUCCGGAGGAGGGUCCCCGACCUCGCUGUGGGGGUUCGUGUUUCUCUCCGCCGCGCUCUCGCUCUGGCCGACGAGUGGAGAAAUUUGCGGGCCCGGCAUCGACAUCCGCAACGACUACCAGCAGCUGAAGCGCCUGGAAAACUGCACGGUGAUUGAGGGCUUCCUCCACAUCCUGCUCAUCUCCAAGGCUGAGGACUACCGAAGCUACCGCUUUCCCAAGCUCACGGUCAUUACCGAGUACUUGCUGCUGUUUCGAGUAGCUGGCCUCGAGAGCCUGGGUGACCUCUUCCCCAACCUCACGGUCAUCCGUGGCUGGAAACUCUUCUACAACUACGCACUGGUCAUCUUCGAGAUGACCAAUCUCAAGGAUAUUGGGCUUUAUAAUCUGAGGAACAUUACUCGGGGGGCCAUCAGGAUUGAGAAAAACGCUGACCUCUGUUACCUCUCCACAAUAGACUGGUCUCUCAUCUUGGAUGCAGUGUCCAAUAACUACAUUGUGGGGAACAAGCCCCCAAAGGAAUGUGGGGACCUGUGUCCAGGGACCUUGGAGGAGAAGCCCAUGUGUGAGAAGACCACCAUCAAUAAUGAGUACAACUACCGCUGCUGGACCACAAAUCGCUGCCAGAAAAUGUGCCCAAGUGUGUGCGGAAAGCGAGCGUGCACCGAGAACAAUGAGUGCUGCCACCCGGAGUGCCUGGGCAGCUGCCACACGCCGGACGACAACACAACCUGCGUGGCCUGCCGACACUACUACUACAAAGGCGUGUGCGUGCCCGCCUGCCCGCCCGGCACCUACAGGUUCGAGGGCUGGCGCUGUGUGGACCGCGAUUUCUGCGCCAACAUCCCCAACGCCGAGAGCAGCGACUCCGAUGGUUUCGUCAUCCACGAUGGCGAGUGCAUGCAGGAGUGUCCCUCGGGCUUCAUCCGCAACAGCACCCAGAGCAUGUACUGCAUCCCCUGUGAAGGCCCCUGCCCCAAAGUCUGUGGUGACGAAGAAAAGAAAACGAAAACCAUCGAUUCGGUGACGUCGGCUCAGAUGCUCCAAGGAUGCACCAUCUUGAAGGGCAAUUUGCUCAUUAAUAUCCGACGGGGCAAUAACAUUGCCUCAGAACUGGAGAACUUCAUGGGGCUCAUCGAGGUGGUGACUGGCUAUGUGAAGAUCCGCCAUUCCCACGCUUUGGUCUCCUUGUCCUUCCUGAAGAACCUCCGUCUAAUCUUAGGAGAGGAGCAGCUAGAAGGGAACUACUCCUUCUAUGUCCUGGACAACCAGAACUUGCAGCAGCUGUGGGACUGGAACCACCGGAACCUGACCAUCAGGUCAGGGAAGAUGUACUUCGCUUUCAAUCCCAAGCUGUGUGUCUCUGAAAUUUACCGCAUGGAGGAGGUCACAGGGACAAAGGGCCGCCAGAGCAAAGGGGACAUCAACACCAGGAACAACGGGGAGCGAGCUUCCUGUGAAAGCGACGUUCUCCGUUUCACCUCCACCACCACCUCGAAGAACCGCAUCAUCAUAACGUGGCACCGGUACCGGCCCCCGGACUACAGGGAUCUCAUCAGCUUCACAGUGUACUACAAGGAGGCACCCUUUAAAAAUGUUACGGAAUAUGAUGGGCAGGAUGCCUGUGGCUCCAACAGCUGGAACAUGGUGGAUGUGGACCUACCUCCCAACAAGGAGGGGGAGCCUGGCAUUUUACUGCAUGGGCUGAAGCCCUGGACCCAGUAUGCUGUCUAUGUCAAGGCUGUGACCCUCACCAUGGUGGAAAACGACCAUAUCCGUGGGGCCAAAAGUGAAAUCUUGUACAUUCGCACCAAUGCUUCAGUUCCUUCCAUUCCCCUAGACGUGCUUUCAGCGUCCAACUCUUCUUCCCAGCUGAUUGUGAAGUGGAACCCCCCGACCCUGCCCAACGGUAACCUGAGUUACUACAUUGUGAGGUGGCAGCGGCAGCCACAGGACGGCUACCUGUACCGGCACAACUACUGCUCCAAAGACAAAAUCCCCAUCAGAAAGUACGCCGACGGUACGAUUGACGUGGAAGAGGUGACGGAGAAUCCCAAGACAGAAGUGUGUGGUGGUGAUAAAGGGCCCUGCUGUGCCUGUCCAAAAACGGAAGCCGAGAAGCAGGCCGAGAAGGAAGAGGCUGAGUACCGCAAAGUCUUUGAGAAUUUCCUUCACAAUUCCAUCUUCGUGCCCAGACCCGAGAGGAGGCGGAGAGACGUCAUGCAAGUGGCCAACAGCACCAUGUCUAGCCGGAGCCGGAACACGACGGUGGCUGACACCUACAACAUCACAGACCCGGAGGAACUGGAGACGGAGUACCCUUUCUUCGAGAGCAGAGUGGAUAACAAGGAGAGGACGGUCAUCUCCAACCUGCGGCCUUUCACUUUGUACCGCAUCGACAUCCACAGCUGCAACCACGAGGCCGAGAAGCUGGGCUGCAGCGCCUCCAACUUCGUCUUUGCACGAACGAUGCCCGCAGAAGGAGCAGAUGACAUUCCUGGACCAGUGACCUGGGAGCCAAGACCUGAGAACUCCAUCUUUUUAAAGUGGCCCGAACCUGAGAACCCCAAUGGAUUGAUUCUGAUGUAUGAAAUAAAGUACGGAUCGCAAGUGGAGGAUCAGCGGGAAUGUGUGUCCAGACAGGACUACAGGAAGUAUGGAGGGGCCAAGCUUAACCGGCUAAACCCAGGGAACUACACAGCCCGGAUUCAAGCCACCUCUCUCUCCGGCAAUGGGUCGUGGACGGAUCCUGUGUUCUUCUAUGUACCAGCCAAGACGACAUAUGAGAAUUUCAUGCAUCUGAUCAUUGCUCUGCCGGUCGCCAUCCUGCUGAUUGUGGGGGGCCUGGUAAUCAUGCUGUAUGUCUUCCAUAGAAAGAGAAAUAACAGCAGGUUGGGCAAUGGAGUGCUGUAUGCCUCUGUGAACCCUGAGUAUUUCAGCGCCGCUGAUGUGUACGUGCCCGAUGAAUGGGAGGUAGCUCGGGAGAAGAUCACCAUGAGCCGGGAGCUUGGACAAGGGUCCUUCGGGAUGGUCUAUGAAGGAGUGGCUAAGGGUGUGGUCAAGGAUGAGCCUGAGACCAGAGUAGCCAUCAAGACCGUCAAUGAGGCUGCAAGUAUGCGUGAAAGAAUCGAGUUUCUCAAUGAGGCUUCGGUGAUGAAGGAGUUCAACUGUCACCACGUGGUCCGGUUGCUGGGUGUGGUGUCCCAAGGCCAGCCUACCCUGGUCAUCAUGGAACUAAUGACACGUGGGGAUCUCAAAAGUUAUCUCCGGUCUCUAAGGCCAGAAGAGCAACAGAAUAAUGUAGUCCUAAUUCCUCCGAGUUUAAGCAAGAUGAUCCAGAUGGCCGGAGAGAUUGCAGACGGCAUGGCGUACCUCAACGCCAACAAGUUCGUCCACAGAGACCUUGCUGCUCGGAACUGCAUGGUAGCUGAAGACUUCACAGUCAAAAUUGGAGACUUUGGCAUGACACGAGACAUCUAUGAGACAGACUACUACCGGAAGGGAGGGAAGGGGCUGCUGCCUGUGCGCUGGAUGUCUCCUGAGUCCCUCAAGGAUGGAGUCUUCACUACUCAUUCAGAUGUCUGGUCCUUUGGGGUUGUCCUCUGGGAAAUUGCCACACUGGCUGAGCAACCAUACCAAGGCUUGUCCAACGAGCAAGUUCUUCGCUUCGUCAUGGAGGGCGGCCUUCUGGACAAGCCGGACAACUGCCCUGACAUGCUGUUUGAACUGAUGCGUAUGUGCUGGCAGUACAACCCAAAGAUGCGGCCCUCCUUCCUGGAGAUCAUCGGCAGCAUCAAGGAUGAGAUGGAGCCCAGCUUUCAGGAGGUCUCCUUCUACUACAGUGAGGAGAACAAGCCCCCCGAGCCGGAGGAGCUGGAGCUGGAGCUGGAGCCUGAGAACAUGGAGAGUGUGCCGCUGGACCCCUCGGCCUCCUCAGCCUCCCUGCCUCUGCCUGAAAGACACUCAGGACACAAGGCCGAGAACGGCCCGGGCCCUGGAGUACUGGUCCUCCGCGCCAGUUUCGAUGAGAGACAGCCUUAUGCUCACAUGAACGGGGGACGCGCCAACGAGAGGGCUCUGCCUCUGCCCCAGUCUUCAACCUGCUGAUCCUCAGACACCGAAGCACGUGCAGACAGUAGCGUGUGUGCCCACUCGGUGGGCAGGGGGAGAGCAGGUCGUAACAAUCUAUUCACAAGCCUCCUGUACCUCAGUGGAUCUCCAGAACUGCCAUUGCUGCCCACGGGAGACGGCUUCUCUGCAGUAAACACAUUUGGGACCUUCCUUUUUUCGAUAUGCAAGCAGCUUUGUAUUUCCCUCCCCGAACCCUUAACUGACAUGGGCCUCUGCAAACCUUAAGGACAGCACUUAAGAGCAACAGGACACUCGAGAAUCGAGUCUCCUCAUUCUCCGCCUUUCUCUUCUGCCUUCCUUCUCUCUCCUCUUCCUCUCUUCUACUUCCACUCUCUCCUUUCCCUCUUUUCUGCUUCACAAUGGGAAAAAUGUUUGCUGAAAGCCCAGCUGGGAAGCCUCAGAUUGACUUCAUGGCCAUCCCUGGGGCUCCUCAUCACCCCAUACACACCUGCCUGACACCGUAGGUCUUUACAAAAAAAAAAAAAAGAGAGAAAAAAAAUGCACACACUGAGAUGGAAUUUUUUAACUGUAUCUUUAACCUUUUUAGGGUCAUCUGAAAUUUUCAAAGGGCCAUUGUUCAUCCAUGGUUGUUAUCAUUUUCAUGCUGCCAAAUUUUGCCAAAGUUCUGUUCGUUUGUUUUUGUUUUGUUUUGUUUUUUGUUUUUUGUUUUUUUUUUCUCAUGCGCACACUCCCUGCGCUGAUUUCCUUUUGUCCAGAGGCAUGGGGGUGACACAUGGCAUCAAGUCGAUAAUACCGUUCGAGGGACACGUUGGCGAUGCCUCCACUGUGCCCCGGUGUGCUCUUCAGGCCCACGCCCCCCCUGGGUCUCAUUGUUCUGUGACGACUUGGUUACUGUUUGGGAGAACUGGGCAAGAUGGAGCCUGCCCUCACUGAAGAUGGGGACGGCUGAACUGGCUCCCCUAUCCCCACCCCACCCACCACAGCACCCCAGGAAUUCUGGAGGAGAUGGCCAUGAGCAAGCCUGAAGGUCAGGUUGUGGGUCAAGGUGGUCCUCAGACCAGCUUCCUCCCCCUGCCCCAGGCUCCCUCCUGGCCCCCAGGGGUUGCAGAGACUCAGCCCAGCCGUUGGUGCAGAUGUGCAAGGAAGGGCUUCAGGCAGCAGCACAGCAGCAUGCAGCAGCGCAGGCAGUGGACCCCAGCGUUGACAUGGUCCCUGUUACUAGGACUUCUUCAUGGGUCUCUCAGUUCUAUGGUAGACCGUGAAACAUUUGCAUACACAUCGUCUUCAAUGUCACUUUUAUAACUUUUUUACGGUUCAGAUAUUCAUCUAUACGUCUGUACAGGAAAAAACAAAAAAAAGCUGCUAUUAUUUUUGUUCUUUAUCUUUGUGGAUUUAAUCUAUGAAACUUUCAGGUCCUCCUACCCUUUCUUCCUUUCCGCUCACUCCAAGAAACUUCCUAUGCUUUGUACUAGAGUGUGACUUUUUUCUUCCUCUUCUCCAGUAACUGAUGCUUCUAGAACAUAAUUUGCCAUGAACUGUUGGAUGCCUUUUUAUAAAUACAUCUCCUUUCCCCUGCUCCCUGCAGCCCCAUUCAUUAUCUUCUAACCCAUAGGCCCUGUGGGCGCAGUGCUGGUCGGGGACGGAGGAGGAUGGGAGGCCAGGAUCCAGGUCCUGCUGGGCCUUACUCUGAUUCCCACACUUCCCUGCACACAGCAUUGGAGUCUGUUACCAUGCAGGACAGGCCACGAACUCAGGUCAGAAACAAAAAGGUUAAAAAAUCUCACACCCCCUGGUUUACUGUUUAUAGUCCCCAUUGUUAGAAGGCACACCCUUGCCUUCUCUUUCUUGGUUGGGUUGGGACACACACAUAAACAUACUCAUUUGGGGAUACAAUAGCAGUUUUAACUGCAGACAGUAGGCAUUUGGAUUUUUUUUGUAUGGAUAUUUAAUCAUUCUGGUCCCCCAUACACACACACACACACACACACACACACGCACGCACGCACGCACGCACGCACGCAUACACGCACACACACACAAACAGCUGAUGAGUCCAUAGGGUGCAGCAGAGCAUGACCUAGCGGCCCCUCUGCCAUCACCCUCACCAGACCGACCUACCUGUCUUUGAAACCAGAAUGUCUGAAUGGGUGGCCUCCAUGUGAGCAAGGUGCAGGGUACCGACACCCCGUGGCCAGAAGCCGCAGCCUCAGUGGCGUUCUGGAGCCCAUUCCCGGAUCAGAAGGUCUGAGCAGCAGACAGAGCAGAGCUGACCCCAUGGUAGCCCUGGGGUCCUUUGCUGUUCCUUAGCUAAAAUGGCAGACCUGUGGACCUGGCGGUCCUGUUGAGUUUUUAAUACUUCUUACCAGAGUGGUGACAGCAUGAGAGUUGCUUCUGGGAUGGAAAUAUUUCAAUUAUGAGCAAGAAAAAAAGCUGGAAGAUGAUGAUUGCAGACAGGAGAUUAAACACAGAAAAGAAAGUUUGUAGUUCUCUGGCUUGUCUGUAGUUACAGGCUCACGGCUCUUAGUAGCCUCUGCCCCACAGUGUUUCCCCUUAACAAAAAAAGAGAAAAAAAAUGUUAUUAAGAAGGUAUUACAUGUAGGAGUUUUAAUUUAUUUUGUGAUACCUGUUUUAAUCACUGUAGAGAAGCCCCCAUUAUGAAUUUAAAUACUGAGGAAAAUGUGUGUGUGUGUGUGUGUGUGUGUGUGUGUGUGAGAGAGAGAGAGAGAGAGAGAGAGAGAGAGAGAGAGAGAGCGCUGGGACAGUUUUUGAUGGGGGGAGUUUUGUUUUUGAAACAUUUAUCUACCUCACUCUUAUUUUUCAUGUGGGUAUAUAGAAAACAAUACAUCUCACACUUCUCAGUACCUGACAGUAGGCCAAUGAUACUGGUAACCUCAUCCACACCACAGGCCACAUACCCGGGUGAAGCAGAGAGAGGCCAGGCUGGAUUCUGGGGUCAAAGCAACACUAACUCACUCAGCCUCCCCCACUCCUCUCCAAAAGCUCACCUUUCCUGGGGCAUCUUUGGUCAUUCUCUUCCUCACCUGGUUCCCUCCCAGGUUUCCCUGCUUCCAACCCAGCACCCCCAUGUGCCCAGAGCACACCGGUGGAGGGGUUCCCUUGCCCGUCCUCAGCUGGCUGACUUGGAACAGAACGUUAUACAGAUUGAAUGACCGACAUGUAUCAUCCCCAAGAGAGCAGGUACUCCCAGGUUUUGAGAGCAGGAGGCACCAACAACACAUAGAUUGAGAGUCCCGACGUGUGCACAUGUAGGGUGUCCUGUGGGUUCCCUCUGCCGCUCUUCUAGGCCUGCACGGUGGCAGGGGCAUCCGCCAUUGCUGUCUUGCAUUGGUUUCUCUCCCAGGUACAGCCAUGUCAGCAGUUAGAGAGCUCUGCCCUCCCCCUGCUUCUGAAAGAAGGCCAGUAUGAUAAAGGGGGGCAGGUCAAAGCCUGCACCCCCUGCAGGCUGCUGUACCUCCUUCCUCCUCCCUGUCCCCCCAGGGCUAAACAAGGACUGACCAAACCUCCUUGAGGCUGGACAGCCAGUGGUUGGCACACAGCCUCCCCUGUGCUCUGCCUUGUCCAUCCCAUCACUUUGCUGCUCAUAGGGGUGGACAGUGCACUCCUCAGUUCCAGCAGCUGCUCUCACAGGCCCUGGGGACUUCAGCUGGGAAACAGGGUGGGUGAUUUUUCUCCCCCAGUGUGGAGAACUGCCUAACAGUUCGGUACUUCAAGUUAAGCUCAGGAGUCCUUUUCCUCCUGCCAGACUGCCGCCCUUCUCUGAGUUCCUAAGAGCUCACAGGGUCCCUGGGAGAUACUGUUUGAUCAGGGUUUUUUUCUUCCUCUACACUCUAGGUGAUCCCAUGGUAUAGUGGCCUCUCCUCUCUUGCACAUACCUACCAGUUUCCAUAACUGGAUUUCUACAGAUCAUUCAGCUGGUUCAUUUUUGGGUUGUUUUUUUUUUUUUAAUUGUCCAAGUUCUUGGUGUUUUUUUUAUGUAGAUUUUUUUUUCUUUCAAGUAGAGAGCACUUAACAGUGUAGUGCCCAUCAUAACAAAUGCUCCAGAAAACACUUCAGAAAAAGUAAAGUUUGCUUGUAUGAUGGUGCAGUCAUUUUGCUGGACCGACCUACCCAUCUUGACUAUUGCGAGACAUCACGUAUCCACAGUUCUAGCCUACUUUCAUGCUGAUUUUUCCCACCUCCUCCUGAUUUUUCUCUAUAUGCUCCAAGUAAUCUUACCAAGCUGAGUUACGGCCUUUUUCAUGCAACCUCCUUUCCUGACAGCAGCUCACACUGCUUGAAGUAACGUGAACCACUGAGGCACAUCGUUCUGGUGAUGUGAACAUUAAGGUGUUCUCCCACAAAGCCCUUUCUUGAGGCAGCAGGAGCUGAGUUGUGGAGACACAGUCGAACCCCAUCUCCUUUCAGGAAGGUCAUAACAUGGACUCUUAGUUGGAAUGAGGCUUCCUCUCCGGAACAUAGAAGACUGUUGGAGGCCAUCAUCGGCCUCUCCCUCCAGCCUGUUCCUUAGGACUCGGGCAGUUCGAAGGUAGGGAAAGCGGCUUCACAAGAUAGACAAGUGAUCGUUGUGAAAUGAGCAGAUGGCAGUAUUUGGUAUGCGGUCGUGUUUUUCCGGAUAGGCUAACAGAUGGAUGAGCUCUGUAUGAUGCCAAGUUCUAAGCCAAGUGUGAGCUCCUGGAGCCCACUUUAGCCCACCUCUGUUGGCAGUGACUGUACCUGAAGCAAGCAAGCUGCUGUGGCAAAGUCACACUAAGCUCAGGUGGGUGAGAAGGCCAGCAUGCGUACCCAAGGCCCUCUGUCGUCAUUGUUGGGUCCUCGGAGAGUGGCCACGCUGUGUUGGAGGCAACUCUUUUCCUAAACCAACAUCCUGCAGUGACAAGACCACCGUAUUGAUAUGCUUUGGCCCAUUUUUAACAGUAAUCAAUUUAUGGUUUUGGAUUUAUUUUAUUUUCUUUUACUUUGUGUUUGUCUUUUCAUUUCCUGGGCUGAGCAGCAGCAUUGGGAGACCUGGACCAGAGAGAUCCACUCCUUACAAACCAGUAACGAUGGUCAAAACUUUCUCACGCCACUCUGAACUAGGUGUUGGUACAAAUGAGAACUUCAGGACGGGAUGUUUGCUGAAAGUAUUCAGCCAGAGGUGCUGAAGAUAGAAACCUCGCACAGGCCAGGUUUGGGCCUCCGACCCUGACAGCCGGUUGGUUAUUUAGAGAAACCAACAUUCCUUGAUAGAAUGAUGGGAUGGCCAGGCAGUAGGAAGCCAUAGUAACUGGGAUCAGGACGUGGAGAGAGUUGCUGACGGAAGCGUAAAGGGCUUGGAAGAAGCAUGGACCAUAUUUGGACGUGAUGGUUUCUGAAGGUGUGAGACUACAUCGAGGCUGUGGCGUCAUCGUGGGCAUUUGGUUUCAGAUAAUAAACGUAGCAUCCUGCUCUGGAAACUUCUCCUAGAGCUAAGCCUCGUGUUGAAGAACUCAGACUCCAUCACACUUACCAGUGGAGUUGUCGGUCUGGGGCGUGCUAGGGAUUGGUUUUAUUUUGUUUAUGUGAGGACUUCAUAAUCACUGAUUUGUGUGUCCACAUUUGUGUCUGCAUCUUUCCAGUAAACAUUUUUUUUUUAAUUAGUCACUCAUUAUCGUUUCCAAUAGGGCUUGCUUCUAAGUCCAGUAGAUUACGGGUAGUCAGUUGACGAAGAUCUGGUUUACAAGAACUAAUUAAAUGUUUCAUUGCAUUUUUGUAAGAACAUAGAAUAAUUUUAUAAAAUGUUUGUAGUUUAUAAUUGCUGGAAAUAAUUUAAAAACACUUUUUCCCCCUCUGUGUGUGCAAAUAUGUGUUUAUGGUCUUUUUUUUUUUUUUGACACUUGUUUACUAGCUAGCUUUACAAUAUGCCAAAAAAAAACCAAAAAAAAAUUAAAAAAUUAAAAAAAAAAUUCCCCCACCCCCACCCAAGCUGUGGUUCACCCUCUUUCCCACA